CCGGAACACAUUGCGGGUGCCAUGAUUCGCUUGGCCGUGCAAGUGGCACACGAAGCGUCAGUCGCAUGUCGCCAGAUCUGCUUCAGGUGAAAGAAGAGGCGCGAGAAGCAGAUGCUGCGUGGCAGGCUGCUGCCGCAUUGUCGGACAUUGCUGAAGCACUUGCAGAAGGACAUGGUGAACAUGAUGAAGGACGUGACGAAGGAGUGGAAACCAGUGAGGGUGCUGCUGCCAGUGUCUUGAGUGAGCAUGAUGGGCAUGCCACUGCGAUGGACACGUCAGCUGAGCCAAGUUUGUCCCAUGACACUCCAGCAAGUGCUGUGGAUGCCAUGGAUGCCACGGAUGAGCCAAAAGAGAGUGACAGUGAUGCAGCCAUGGCAAAGGCCAACGCCACCAAGGCCACCGAGGUGAGUGAUGAUGUGGCCGUCCGUGCUGCUGAAGCCUUGGGUCGAAUUGGACUGAUCAAACUGCCGGAGCGGCGGCCGAAGGCCCCGAAGGCAGGCGACCCUGAAGCCGAUGCCAUUGAGGCCAUGGAAGCUGCCAUCCUUGCAGCGGAAACACCAGCAGCACCUGCAGCACCUGCAGCACCUGCAGCACCUGCAGCACCUGCACCUGCAGAGGCCCCGCCAAAGACCAAAACGGCCGUGAAGGCGGCACCGGCAGCAGCAAAGAGCCGGGCACAGUCCAAGGCCUCUGUGAAGGAUUUACGUGCGAAGCUCGACCAAUGUCGUGAUGACAAGACCGCCGUCAGCACCGCCAGCACCGCCAGCCCUGCAACCAGUGCCAUUAGCGGUGCCACCAGCAGUGCAACAAGCGCGGCGAAAGCGGCAAGUGCCAUGGGCCCGGCAGCCAUUGCAGCCGCACCCGCACCAGGUGCCGGAGGCAAAAUGCCGCUGGGCACCGCCUCCGAACUCAGAGCAAAGCUCUUGGAGGCCAAGCAGCGGCUUGGGGUCGGAGUGGCCAAUGGGCAAUCUCCUAUAACUGCCCUGCCUCCGCCACCAGAAAAGAAGGACAAGAAAGAGAAGAAAGAGAAGAAGGAGGGGAAGGAAAAGAAAGAUGAAGAGGACAAGGACAAAAAGAAGAAGAAGGACAAAAAAGAAAAAAAGAGAGAGAAGGAAGCAAGGCAAACACCCAUACCAAAGCAGCAGGCUUUACCAUUGCUUUGCGAGGAGAAGGAUGCCAAGGAUUCAAAAGAAGAGGCCGAGAAGAAAGUUGCCAUUGAACAAGCGAAAGCUCGACGCUUGGAGGAGCUUCGUGAAAGAGAAGCGCAGAAAGUGCAGCAAGUUCACUCCAAAGCUGCUGCACGCAAAAAGAAAGAGGUAGAAGAUUCUGUUCGUGAAUUGGCCCGAAAGCUUUCACAAGAUAUUUUGGAGAUUUCUGAGAUCAUCAACGUAGAGAACAUCAAAGAGGAAGCAGUGAAGCGCGAGGGUCGAGUUGGUCAUUUUGGAGUUCCAGGGGCCAUGGCCAAUGUAAAGUCAGAGGUGAAGCAAGAGACCGGAGCGGCUGGACUGGCCCUAGCUCAGCUCGCUUCUCCAUCCAUUGCUGACUUUGUGAAAUCCGAAAAUGUGAAGUCUGAGAUGGCGCAGGGCAUGAAAUCUGAGACCGGUUUGCCAGGUUUGCCUCCAGGGUUAGGACCUGAACAGCGGCAAAUGAUCAUUUCACCCGAGCUGUACGCGCAGCAGAUGUCGCAGCUGAAGUCUAUGGCAACACCUGAAGCCAUGGCUCUGUCGGCUUCAAGUUCUGCCGCCACACCCCACUUUGAUGCACGACUGGAGGCCGAAGAUUUGACGAAACCCACCGUGUGCACCAUCGGCUGGGAACCCAAUGUGGAGCCUCACGUCAUGAUCAAACUGCUGGAGGGCUACCGCAUUGGCGCCAUCAUCGACGCGCGGCCGCCAGAGUUCAACACGGACGGCUUUGGCCACGCCUGCGCUGCGCACGGCUGGACCUACGACCGGCAGCCCGUGCUGUCCAUCCAUCCCUACGACCUGGGACCGAUGGGCCCUGUGGCGUUCAACACCAUCGGCAGAAUUGUGAGUCAAGCCCGUGCAGCUGCUGCUGCUGGCAAUGACGGAAGUUGCCGACGGCAGUGCAUUUUGUUUGCUGGAGACCAGAGUUGGCAGGACGAGUGCAAUUGGCACAUAGUGAACCGACUGCGUGGAUGUGCCAUCGAGGUGCAACAGAUCAGCUUGGAUCGCUACUGGGAUGAAGCCGCCGUCUUCGAGGAGGAGACCGAAAAAGGCGGUGUCAUCGUGGCGGGUCCUCCCUUGACCCAAGUGGUGGACGAGCUCCGCAACCAGGUGGGUCUCCCGAAGAUCGGGGACGAGCGCGACCGGCAGCUGAUGGUCACGGCGCGGGCGGGGCUGGAGACCUGGGUAGCCAAGAAAUUCAAACAAGACGCGCGUUUAUCCUCCAAAGUGCUGGGACCUGAAGCCACUUUGAAGGAAAAAAUCGAUAGUCUUCGUGAAGCUUGUCCUGAACUCUCACGUGUUGUGAGCAUGGCUCAUUUUUUGCGCAUGAUUGGAAACAAUAGUGCCCAUACGGGCGGUGCUGCGAUCCCACCUCGCUACCAAUUGGUUCAACUGGUGCAGAAACUCACUCAUGAAAUCAAAGAAGCUGAUGCCGUUAGCAAAGCACAUGAUGAAGCUGACAAGAAAUGGGAAACCGCUGAGCCCUUUGCCGCAGUGUUGGCCAAAAUUUCUGGAGAACCACAGCAGAAUCCGAGGGCGCCAGUGAGUGCGCGGUUGCAGCUGCAGCAGUCCAUCAUUGUGCCUCAAGAUGGGGAGCAUAAGGCCACAUUGGUUUACUUGCAUCCCUUUGGCUCAGGAAAUCUCCGAUAUCUCCAAGGGAAGUCAGCCUUCUCAGCCAAAGGAGUCAGAAUCGUACUGCCACUUGCACCGACGAUGCCUAUCACAGCAUACAACAAGAGGCAGUGCAUCAGUUGGUUUGACUACUAUGGGAGUGACAGGGACUUGGAAGCGGAUCCGCUGAGUUUGGAAGAUGUGCGGGUGCGUUUGUCCUUGACCUUGGAAAGAGAAGCCACUCUUUUAGGAGAAAAUGGGCACAAGCGGCUCUUGAUUGGUGGUUUGGCACAAGGUGGUGAGGCGGCUCUCCAUGCUGCCUUGAUGCAUCACAAGGUGCUGGGAGGUUUCGUGGGAGUCUGCACCAACCUCCUCCCAUGCACUCUGCCUGAAGGCGGGGGCCGGAUGAAGUUGCACUUCUUCGGCUAUGACCGGGAUCCCAGGAAAUGGGCCAGUCAAACCCGUGACCCGUUGCUGGCGCACCAUGACUUGGUGGAGCACGGCGAUGUCUUUGGAGAAGCUGGGGCCUUCAAUUUGGCAAAGAUCGACUUCAAGUUGGAGGCUCAGUGCUUGCACUUGGCCAGUGAGGUGCUCUUGGAACCUGAAGCAGAGACCGAAGACGCCGCAGCCGUGGAUGCCACGGAUGCCGAUGCAGCUGAAGCUCCAGAGGGUGAAGCUCCGGAUGCCGAGAUGCAAGAUGAAGCCGAGAACGAAGAGAACGAGCCAGAAGAGAUAGAUGGCUUGCACUUGGACUGUGAGGCCGCCUGUGAGGCGCUCUUGGAAGCUGAAGCAGAAGAAGAGAGGAAGAACGCCGCAGCGGUGGAUGAUGCCAAUGCAGCUGAUGAAACCGCACCCACAGAUGCCACAGAUGCCAAUGCCGCUGAUGAAGCCGCACCAGCGGAUGCCGCUGAUGAAGCAGCACCAGCAGAUGCCGCUGAUGAAGCAGCACCAGCGGAUGCCACGGAUGCCGCUGAUGAAGCAGCACCAGCGGAUGCCGCAGAUGCCGCUGAUGAAGCAGCACCAGCGGAUGCCACGGAUGCCGCUGAUGAAGCAGCACCAGCGGAUGCCACGGAUGCCAAAGCAACUGAUGAAGCUCCAGAGGGCGAAGCUCCGGAUGAUGCCAAGAUGCAAGAUGAAGCCGAAGUAAACGAGACAGAAGAGGCAGAUGGUGAAGGCGGUCUGAAGAGAAAUUCGGACUCUCUAACUUUGAUGAGGGCGACGGCUAAGGUGAUGCCGGCCAAACGGGCCCGGACCAGCUACGAACAAGACGCAGACGGCCAAGAUUAAAUUAAGAGUGACAGAGUUGGUACACUGAGCAAUGC
Cladocopium goreaui is the source of this 4120-nucleotide messenger RNA. The record is from the annotation of a GenBank genome assembly. NCBI's taxonomy places the organism in Eukaryota, Dinophyceae, Suessiales, Symbiodiniaceae.